CUUAAGUGCCACUGCGAUCAGAAGAUCAAGAAGUUGUCGCAGAAAAAAACACAGAAACAAUCACCUUUUUUCUCUCUCCGGCAGCAGUGGACUACGAACCAGACGGUGAUAACAAGGAUGCACAUCAGAACCACGUUCCUUGUCAUCUUGUCUAUUUGUCUGGCGGCAGGAUCGUGCCGGCGUUCUCCUAGACGGAACCGAAGCAAGGACCGCGCCAAAGAUGCAGCGCGGAUCGACGACUCUCAAGGCGUGUGCGAACUUGAAAUAGCCUGCAAGGGCGAGAAGAACAUGCCCCUCAGUCUGCCCAUACGAGGGCCGAAAGGUCCACCUGGGAGCCCCGGGGAACCUGGAAAACCGGGGGAACCUGGGAAACCCGGCUUGCCAGGGGUGGCUGGUAAAGACGCACCGCUCCCUGCUAAAGUUGCAUUCUUUGUUGGAUUAAACGACAACCGCGGUCCGUACAAGAAAGACGUCGACCUGCUGUUUGACAAAAUCAUCACUAACGUUGGCGGGGCGUUCGAGACGGAGUCGGGCAAGUUCACAGCUCCGUACAAUGGGACGUACCAGUUCAACGUGGUCGUCGCGGCGCAGGGCAGACACCGCGCUGCUGUAACACUGGUCAGGAAUGGAGACAGUAUUGCGACGAUCUGGGCGGAAAGUGUUCCCUAUUGGGCCUCGGCCUCCAACACCGCCAUCUUGAAUCUGAAAGAAGGUGACAAAGUGUGGCUCAUCCUGCAGGCUCGGGCGUCAGCUAUCCAUGGUUACAUGUACUCGACAUUCUCCGGCAGUUUACUCUUCCAGGACUGACCUAGUUGGAACCUGUGUUCACGGAAAGGCGUGCUGACGGUGUAAAGACGGCAGUAACUGUUGUAUACUAGCGAUGCCCAGACUUCUGUUAUCGAACUGUUAUUGAAUUACGUACAGGACAUUAGUGAAAUGUAAUGCUAUAGACAUGGUGUACAUGAUAUAGACAUACGAUGCGCUAACUUUGUAGACCUGGCUAGAUGUACAGUAGACUGCACUACAAAUGACACAGUAAUUAUAUCGAUACUACAUACGACACGACAAUGUUAAUGAUGUCGAUAUACAUGACACUACAAUACACUGGACACGCUAUAUUACAGACAUGACUGUACAUCACCCUGCGACACGCUAAUAUCAUAGACAUAUGACAUAACGUUAUAGAUAAACUAUACACAACACACUAAUGUUAUAGACAUUGAAGUACAUGACAACAUACUACAUACAAGUUGCUAAUGUUAUAGACACUGAAGUAUAUAACAAUACACUUUGUCAAAGAACUAAUGUUAUAGACAUUGAUGUACAUGGCGAUACACUACAUACAACUCGCUAAUGUUAUAUACAUCGCAGUACAUGACACUAUAUACUACAUACGAAGCACUAAUGUUAAAUACAUUGAAAUAUAUAAUAAUACUUUGUUAACGCACUAAUAUUAUAGACAUUGAAGUACAUGACAAUACACUACACUAGUGUUAUAGACAUUGAAUUGUAUAACAAUACACUUUGUCAAUAUGCUAAUGUUAUAGAUGUUGAUUUGCAUGGCAAUACAUUAUAUACGACGCACUAAUGUUAUAUACAUCGAAGUACACGACACUAUACAAUAUACAACGCGCUAAUGUUAUAGAUAUUGAAGUACACGACACUACUCUAUAUACAACGCGCUAAUGAUAUAGAUAUUGAAGUACACGACACUACACUAUAUACAACGCGCUAAUGGUAUAGAUAUUGAAGUACACGACACUACACUAUAUACAACGCGCUAAUGGUAUAGAUAUUGAAGUACACGACACUACACUAUAUACAACGCGCUAAUGUUAUAGAUAUUGAAGUACACGACACUACACUAUAUACGUUUUAAACAAUUCGUUGUAAGAUGAACGGUAUCUACCGACCGCUCAUCUAGUAUUUUCUUUAUCUUUUUGAGGAGAAAACCUUCUUGUACGUGUUCCAUGACUCCAUUCUAUUGUCGCUAAACUCAGUUUAGGCUAGACAUGGUCGUCUUUUGUGUUUUAUUUUAUCCCAGAAUAAUCACCAUUCCUAUCACUAACUACAUAUCUGUGUUAUUAGUUGUAAUAAGUGCAACACACAGCCUACACGGUUGAGGUCUCUACAUCACUGUUAUGACGUGUUGAUGCCUUGAUUAUAUCAAAAAUAAGAGUCCAUAUUCUUUCGGCAGGCAGCAUACGAAUAAAUCAUUACGCAUAACAUUUAUUUAAAGAGAAUCGGUUAUAAUGAUUUUAUGCGCCAUAUUCUUUAUUUCAGGUACCCAUAUGUUUAAUAAAUGUUUAACACAGCCAACAAUUUACUUAAUAGAUUAGUAACAAUAUAGCACUGUUUGAAUAAAAUGAAUUUUUGUCAAUCUUUCACGCAUUUAUCGCUACAAACAUAUUCCCUUGGUCAGACAGCAGAUGCAAGUGUGCAAUUUUGGCGCCAAAACCAGUUACCGAUUUUCUUUUAACUACUUUUUUUUAUUUAGUGUUGAUUAUUUUGAAUUACUAGUAAUUUAGAAAGUAGUAUUAGAUUGCAGUUUACCUUUACUGACAUUUUACAAAAUUAUAGUUUUCUUUUUCGACAUCAAAAAUAAAAGGAACCUUAUUUAAAAGCGUCGUCUUAAAAGGUUAAAGUGUGUUUUGUUUAACGACACCACUGGAGCACAGUGAUUAAUUAAUCAUUGGCUAUUGGAUGUCAAACAUUUGAUAAUUCUGACUCGUAGUCAUCAGAGGAAAUCCGCUUCAUGUUU
Gigantopelta aegis is the source of this 2761-nucleotide messenger RNA. RefSeq names its product complement C1q-like protein 4. The record is from RefSeq and is a predicted model, not a curated record. The transcript has 4 exons. Gene Ontology annotation, molecular function: protein binding. The coding region runs from base 118 to 807 and encodes 229 amino acids. NCBI's taxonomy places the organism in Eukaryota, Metazoa, Mollusca, Gastropoda, Neomphalida, Peltospiridae.